AUGAAUUUCCCAUCAGCCAGCCAUGCAGGAGGAGCAUGGGAGCGCCAAAUCAGGACCAUUCGCAGUAUACUAUCAGCCCUCCUGGAGAAGAGUGCAAGUUGCCUGGACGGAGAGUCCUUUCACACGCUGAUUUGUGAAACCGAAGCGAUCGUGAACAGCCGUCCCCUGACAGUGGAUAAUCUAAGCGAUCCAGGGUCACUAUCUCCACUGACGCCAAAUCAUAUCCUCACAAUGAAAGCAAAGCCAGUUCUACCUCUGCCUGGCGUGUUUCAAAGAGAAGACCUGUACUCAAGGAAACGUUGGCGACGAGUCCAGCAUUUAUCAUGCGAAUUCUGGGACCGUUGGAGGAAGGAAUUUCUUCAUAGCUUACAAGAGAGGUCCAAGUGGACGAGACCACGCCGUAACAUGCAAGUUGGCGACGUAGUUAUCGUUAAAGACGACAACAAGGCGAGGAAUCGGUGGAGCCUUGCUCGUGUGAUAGAAACGUACCCCAACAAGGCCGAUGGACUGGUGCGUAGUGUCAAGGUAGCGAUUGGAGACCCUGAUAUCUCCAGCACUGGAAAGAGAGUGCACCCCCCAUCAGUUUUGGAAAGACCCAUUCAAAAGCUUGUCCUGCUGCUGCCAAGAGAGGAAAGACUGGGAUUCCCGCAUGGGGAGCCAUUCAACGAACACAUUCAAAAGGAGGACUAG
Messenger RNA from Pocillopora verrucosa, 690 nucleotides. The record is from RefSeq and is a predicted model, not a curated record. NCBI's taxonomy places the organism in Eukaryota, Metazoa, Cnidaria, Anthozoa, Scleractinia, Pocilloporidae.